GACCCGCGCCGUGCCGCCGUGCGUCCGCGACAGUGCGUGUGUUGUGAAUGUGUGUGCAUUGACGGGCAGGUGCCGCACUCUGGUGACACGGCCUCGACGGCGUCCUGGAUGUGAGCAGGACGGAGCGUGUGGAGGGCUGGUUCACACUCACUCGCGGCGCGGGUCCACGGCUGAGCACGUAGACAACCCGCCACCAUGUUUUCGCUGUGGUAUGCGUACUUCGCCGUCAAGAAUUCAAAUUUGAGGAUCGGGGAUCUCAACGUUCCGUUCCUGAGAGGCAACAUGGUUGACGCAGCGACCCUUGAGAAAUUGGAGGCUGGCUACAAGAAGCUGGCUGCCUCUGACAGCAAGUCUCUUCUUAAGAAGUACCUGACCCAGGAGGUUUUCGAUGCCCUAAAGACUAAGAAGACCUCUUUUGGAUCCACUCUGUUGGAUUGCAUCCAGUCUGGUCUGGAAAACCAUGACUCUGGCGUUGGUAUCUAUGCCCCUGAUGCUGAGGCCUACUCAGUGUUCGCUGAUCUCUUCGACCCCAUCAUUGAGGACUAUCACAAGGGUUUCAAGAAGACCGACAAGCACCCUCCUAAGAACUGGGGUGAUGUGGAGACCCUCUCCGAUGUGGACCCCACUAAUGAAUACGUCGUGUCCACCCGUGUGCGCUGCGGCCGCUCCAUGGAGGGCUACCCCUUCAACCCCUGCCUUACUGAGGCUCAGUACGCUGAGAUGCAGGACAAGGUUUCUUCAACCCUGUCUGGUCUCGAGGGUGAGCUCAAGGGCACCUACUACCCUCUUAAGGGUAUGACAAAGGAGGUUCAGCAGAAACUCAUCGAUGACCACUUCCUUUUCAAGGAGGGUGACCGCUUCCUCCAGGCUGCCAAUGCUUGCCGUUUCUGGCCCACUGGCCGUGGUAUCUUCCACAACGACGCCAAGACUUUCCUGGUCUGGUGCAAUGAGGAGGACCACCUUCGUCUCAUCUCCAUGCAGAUGGGUGGCAACCUGAAGGAAGUCUUUGCUCGCCUUGUCAAUGCUGUCAAUGACAUUGAGAAGCGCGUUCCUUUCUCCCACCACGACCGUCUGGGCUUCCUGACCUUCUGCCCCACCAACCUUGGCACCACUGUCCGUGCCUCUGUCCACAUCAAGCUCCCCAAGCUUGCUGCCAACCUGGCUAAGCUGGAGGAAGUUGCUGGAAAGUACAACCUGCAGGUGCGUGGUACCCGAGGUGAGCACACCGAAGCAGAGGGUGGUGUUUAUGACAUCUCAAACAAGAGGCGGAUGGGUCUCACUGAGUAUGAGGCUGUCAAGGAGAUGCACGACGGCAUCAAGGAGCUCAUCAAGAUUGAGAAGGAAAUGUAAAUUGCUGUACCAUCACCUUCUGUGCUCACCAUAGACUCUGUUUAUGGUGGACCAGGUCACCAAAAUGUUCUAAAUUAUUACCAUCCUAAUCUCUUCAGAAGAAAAAGGGCUUUCCUUCUGAAGAUGAUUCAUUGUAAAUCAUACAUUGUACGUAACUAAAUACAGUCAACCAUCUUUUCUUGUUUA
Molecule: messenger RNA, 1536 nt
Organism: Frankliniella occidentalis (western flower thrips)
Lineage: Eukaryota; Metazoa; Arthropoda; Insecta; Thysanoptera; Thripidae
Gene: Argk1
Product: arginine kinase
Exons: 8
Coding region: 196-1350 (384 amino acids)
Biological process (GO): phosphocreatine biosynthetic process
Molecular function (GO): creatine kinase activity
Source: RefSeq, a predicted model, not a curated record